Ylistrum balloti is the source of this 777-nucleotide messenger RNA. RefSeq names its product homeobox protein SIX6-like. The coding region runs from base 1 to 777 and encodes 258 amino acids. Gene Ontology annotation, cellular component: transcription regulator complex; nucleus. The transcript is spliced from 2 exons. Gene Ontology annotation, molecular function: RNA polymerase II cis-regulatory region sequence-specific DNA binding; DNA-binding transcription factor activity, RNA polymerase II-specific. Lineage: Eukaryota; Metazoa; Mollusca; Bivalvia; Pectinida; Pectinidae. The record is from RefSeq and is a predicted model, not a curated record. Gene Ontology annotation, biological process: regulation of transcription by RNA polymerase II.
AUGUUUGCGUUACCGACUUUACACUUUACGCCGCAGCAAGUUGCACAAGUUUGUGAGACUUUGGAGGAAAGUGGUGACAUUGAAAGACUUGGUCGAUUUCUGUGGUCCCUUCCGGUGAAUCCGUCUGCUUGUGAUGCUUUAAACAAACAUGAAUCUGUUUUAAGAGCACGAUCUCUCGUAUCUUUCCACACAGGAAAUUUUAGAGACCUUUAUCACAUUUUAGAAAAUCAUAAAUUCACAAAAGAAUCUCAUGCCAAACUGCAAGCAAUGUGGCUGGAAGCUCACUACCAAGAGGCAGAGAAGCUGAGAGGCAGACCUCUGGGUCCUGUAGACAAAUAUAGGGUCAGGAAGAAGUUCCCUUUGCCGAGAACAAUUUGGGAUGGUGAACAGAAGACACAUUGUUUUAAGGAAAGGACGAGGAAUCUUCUAAGAGAAUGGUACCUGCAAGAUCCGUACCCCAAUCCAACUAAGAAAAGGGAACUGGCUCAGGCCACAGGGUUAACUCCAACACAAGUAGGAAACUGGUUCAAAAAUAGGAGGCAAAGAGACAGAGCAGCUGCAACCAAAAACAGACUUCAGCAACGUCAGAUGUCAGGUGAUAAGCUCAGCCGUUUAGAUUCAUCAUCGCCAACUCCGGGUUCAUUGGCUUCAUUCGAUGAGGAUGACAAAAUAGACAUUGAUGAUGACGACGAUGAUUUGGAUUUAGAUGAUUCGAGGAGUAGCAAUAGUUCACCUUUAUUAUCUCACGGACAUCAUGAAAUGCCAUCUCCAACGUAA